Messenger RNA from Drosophila novamexicana, 2015 nucleotides. It is a transcript of the gene AhcyL2, whose product is annotated as adenosylhomocysteinase-like 2. Lineage: Eukaryota; Metazoa; Arthropoda; Insecta; Diptera; Drosophilidae. Gene Ontology annotation, biological process: L-methionine cycle. Gene Ontology annotation, cellular component: cytosol. The record is from RefSeq and is a predicted model, not a curated record. The transcript has 8 exons. The coding region runs from base 393 to 1871 and encodes 492 amino acids.
ACACGAAGGCAUCGGCACUCCACGUUCCGCACUCGACCCAGUAAUAGUGACGCAGACAACGACGCAGACGAAUGCGAAGAGGGAGACUGAGACGGAGAUUGAGCAAAGUGCAUUAAGUCCGAUUGCGCUGCGAUCUCAUUCGAGGCGCGGUGGUAAUGUUGAGCUUUGGCUUGGCAAAGGCAGAUCUAGUAAAUGGUUUGAUCUCCACUGGUAUCGACGGUGGUACUCCCCGAUUCGAAGGCCGGUCUCGUGUGUCUCGUGUGUGCAUAAAAAGGCAGACUGAAAACUGAAAACAAGCAAAAAACAAACAACGAUUACGAUUGUUGACAAACUUGAAACAUAUUCAGCAUAGAACCAGUUUUGACAUUGUCAAAUAUAAAAGUGACUUCAAGAUGAGUAAAAUGCCCGAGACAACAUUUGCAGACCUGAGUUUGGCCGAUAAGACUGCAGUGAAGAAAUCAAGUAUCGUAGCUCGUCGAUUCUCCGACGUUUCCACCUGUUCAUUUAGUUCAGCAUGUUUUACAGAAACUUCAGAUGAGGACGAGAUAUCGCCAAAGGAUGUAAAGCAGAACAACUCCCAUGGCAACUCUGACUUUUGCGUUAAGAAUAUUGGUAAGGCCGCAUUCGGACGCCGGGAGAUUGAAAUCGCAGAGCAGGAGAUGCCGGGAAUCAUGACCUUGCGCAAACGAGCCGCUGCAGACAAACCGCUGAAAAAUGCGAAAAUAGUGGGUUGCACUCACAUCAAUGCGCAAACAGCAGUUCUCGUUGAAACUCUGAUUCAACUGGGUGCAUCCGUUCGGUGGGCGGCCUGUAAUAUAUUUUCAACACAAAAUGCAGUGGCGGCGGCAUUGGCGGAGGUUGGAAUACCGAUCUUCGCGUGGCGCGGAGAGACCGAAGAGGAUUUUUGGUGGUGCCUGGAUAGGUGUAUACACAACGAGGGCUGGCAACCUAACAUGAUACUGGAUGAUGGAGGGGAUGCUACCCAUUUGAUGCUGAAGAAGUAUCCAGACUACUUCAAAUCGAUCAAGGGCAUUGUCGAGGAGAGUUUGACAGGAGUGCACAGGCUAUACCAGAUGUCAAAAGCAGGCAAGCUCACCGUGCCGGCAAUCAAUGUCAAUGACUCAGUGACAAAGAAUAAGUUUGACACAUAUUAUACAUGUCGGGACUCAAUACUGGACAGUCUGAAGCGCACGACAGACAUCAUGUUUGGUGGAAAGCAGGUUGUGGUGUGUGGCUACGGCGAUGUAGGAAAAGGUUGCGCUGAAGCCCUCCGAGGGCAAGGCUGUAUCGUGUACAUAACAGAGAUAGAUCCAAUCUGUGCACUUCAAGCGGCCAUGAGCGGUUUUCGUGUAGUCCGCUUGGGAGAAGUCAUACGCAACGUAGAUGUGGUGGUAACCGCCACCGGUAAUAAGCAUGUCGUCACACGUGAUCAUAUGAAUCGCAUGAAGAACGGAUGCAUCGUUUGCAACAUGGGCCAUUCCUGUUCUGAAAUAGAUGUAAGCAGCUUGCAUACACCGGAGUUAACUUGGGAGCGAGUGCGCUCACAGGUGGACCAUAUUACUUGGCCAGACGGCAAAAUGAUCAUUCUCCUGGCUGAGGGACGUUUAGUCAAUCUAUCGUGCUCCACCAUCUCAUCCUUUGUCGUAUCCGUGGCCUCUUCCACGCAAGCACUAGCUCUAAUUGAACUCUACUCAGCACCGGGGCGCUACAAGUCGGAUGUGUAUUUACUGCCAAAGAAAAUGGAUGAAUAUGUAGCUAGCUUGCAUCUAUCGACGUUUGAUGCUCAUUUAACCGAGCUGACCGACGCACAGGCGAAAUUCCUGGGCUUAAGUAAGGCUGGGCCUUUCAAAGCCAACUAUUACAGAUAUUAAUCAAUGUUUGGCGCCAAUUUAUUGUUUAAUGCAUCUUGGAUGAUCUGGAUUCAUUUUGACCCGCAAUUCAAAUUCAGAGAUGUAGAUUAAUUAAGAAUUUUACAAAAUGUAAUUAUUUGUUGUUAUUUUAAUAAAAUAGAGAAA